Molecule: messenger RNA, 1846 nt
Organism: Rhipicephalus sanguineus (brown dog tick)
Lineage: Eukaryota; Metazoa; Arthropoda; Arachnida; Ixodida; Ixodidae
Product: transmembrane protein 145-like
Exons: 15
Coding region: 44-1609 (521 amino acids)
Biological process (GO): G protein-coupled receptor signaling pathway; response to pheromone
Source: RefSeq, a predicted model, not a curated record
GCUGGCUGGCUUACGCGCGCUUCGCUACAUUAUAUCGCUUGCAAUGAUCGUCCGUGGCGCUGUGACAAAGGUAAUAGCUGCCCUACUGUUUAUCGCUGCUCCCAGCUGCAGUAAGAUUGUCCGAGGGGUGCUCAGGACGUCAGAGAACUGGGCAUUUCUGACAAGGUUCUGCUUUCUGUCGCAACAAGGUCACUUCAUUUACGAAUUCGCGUACCCAGCGGACUACGGCCCACAAAACCUGCUCUUGUAUUAUGACGAAAAGCACCAGUGGCCUGCUGUUUAUAAAAAGCCAAAGAGCUGUCCACAAAAGGAGGCCGUUCUCAGCGCCGCUAACGGCCAAAUAGUGAACUUGACAGACCGCUUCGAAUGGUCCAAGUGCGACAUCAUCAAUGACGUCUACCGGUGCAAAGACAAAAGGCGCUUCAAGUCGGCCCGGGAGCGAUGGUGGUUCAUUGCCAUUAGCAACUGCAAUGCCAGCAAGGGGCUCUAUCUAGAGUACAUGCUGGAGUUGUACAACGACGAUUCAAAUUUCUGGUACAAGCAUUUCUCGGCGGAUGAAUUUUACAUCCUGCACACAGACAUCGGGGCAUUUUUUGUCUAUAUUAUCCUCUUCGUUGCCAGCUGCUACGGUGCAUGUGUACUGUUCUCACGCAGCUACCUGCACACAACGUACAAGAUGUUCAUGGUUUCCGUUCUUUGCCAAUUGCUAAGUCUUCUAUGCUUGGUCACCUACUACGCCAUGUAUGCCGAUGACGGAAUUGGAAUUCCCCAACUGAAACUUCUUGGCAGGAUACUGUCGUCAAGCAGUACGCUAGUGUUCCUCUUGCUGUUGAUUCUGGUUGCGAAAGGCUACACCGUGACCAGAGGCAGACUGAAGCCGAGUACGUCAGCCAAAAUAGGGACUUUCAUGACGCUCUACGUGGUCGUCUACACGGCCCUCUUCAUCUACGAACGUCAGUACUUCGACCCCGGGGAAGUGCUGUAUAUUUACGAGAGCCCAGCCGGCUACGGCAUCGUGGCGCUGCGCCUCGUCGGUUGGGGCUGGUUCGUGUACGCCACUGUGUUCACGCUGCUUCACUACCCGGAAAAGACGGCCUUUUAUACCCGCCUGUUCCUCCUGUACACGGUCUGGUUGCUGUCGGCACCCGUCAUCAUCCUGAUCGCAGCAUUUGUGGUGCCAAAGUGGAUGCGGGAGAAGGUCAUUAAUGUCGUCGAGCUUAUGGUCAUCUUCUUCGCCCAUAUUGUCUUUCUCAUCUUAACAAGACCGUCGAAAGCAAACAAGAAUUUUCCUUUCCACGUGAGGACAACGCAGGUGGACGUGGUACAGCACCCGACCAUCGGUGUCAUCUCCGAGAACUACAUCGACCGGUUCCCGCACCACGCGUACGCGCCCACAGAGUCUCUGGUCGCCGAGCCGCCAGCCGGUUCAAUCGCCGCAGUGACUGCUGUCGACUAUGCGACACUCUUCGGCGGUGCAUCCAGGCACGAGCACGAGAACAACAACUGGCAGCAGUUGAAAAACUAUCCGAAUCAACUCAGUGUGACUCAUAUGCUCGACCACUUGAAUGGACAUGCAGGCGGAAGCAUGCCUCCCGUUAGAACAUCUUAGGAUUCGUCGCUCACCCACUCUUUCUUCUUUGCUCUUUUGCUUUCUUGUCCGCUCAACCGUCUGUGCUCAACUCUAAAGGCAAGGCCUUCACCGACUCGUGUUGCACAUCACGCAGAAGAGGAUUCCCAAGAAUCGCCAACGGCGCCAAGCGAGGACACCCCUGGAACAACUCAAGCCGUGCGGGAGCAUUUAAUAUGAACCGAUGACGCUGUUCAGUAUUAAAAUUGUUUCUACCAG